AUGGAACAUACCCCAGCUCCAUAUGGACCAAGAUCUGUUUAUGGAUAUGCUUUAUACAUAGGUUCAAAUAUGCUAUUCCUUUUAUUCCUGGUAUGGGCCUUAAUACCAGAUCAAAUUUUACAUAAUUUAGGACUAACAUAUUGGCCUUCUAAAUACUGGGCUGUAGCAAUACCAAUUUGGGCUUUAACUGCCCUUGCUACAUUUGCAUUUAUUAUUUACCCAGCUAUAAACUUAUCUAUGACUCCAGAUAUUAAUGAUAUCACCACUAUUACAGAUAAACAUUCACGUCCUAAAAAAGAAAUUGUUCCAGGAAAUUGGUCCAUUACAUUAAACUGAUUAUGUAUUUCAUACAUUGCGCAAUUUGAUAUCAGUAAUCUUAUAUGGACUGAGUGAGGCAAAAAAUUAUAUAGUUGUUAACUGUACUUUCUACAUGUACAUACCGAAAAAAUGAAAAAAUUUGUGUCGAAAGAUAAAGUGCA
This is a messenger RNA of Bombus huntii, 479 nucleotides long. It is a transcript of the gene PIG-P, whose product is annotated as phosphatidylinositol N-acetylglucosaminyltransferase subunit P. Bases 1 to 336 code for a protein of 111 amino acids. Gene Ontology annotation, biological process: GPI anchor biosynthetic process. Gene Ontology annotation, molecular function: phosphatidylinositol N-acetylglucosaminyltransferase activity. Lineage: Eukaryota; Metazoa; Arthropoda; Insecta; Hymenoptera; Apidae. The record is from RefSeq and is a predicted model, not a curated record. The transcript is spliced from 2 exons.